Molecule: messenger RNA, 1098 nt
Organism: Salarias fasciatus (jewelled blenny)
Lineage: Eukaryota; Metazoa; Chordata; Actinopteri; Blenniiformes; Blenniidae
Product: gem-associated protein 2-like
Exons: 10
Coding region: 84-887 (267 amino acids)
Biological process (GO): spliceosomal snRNP assembly; spliceosomal complex assembly
Cellular component (GO): SMN complex; nucleus; spliceosomal complex
Source: RefSeq, a predicted model, not a curated record
AUGGCUGCGUAGUCUGCGAGUAUACUUGGUGAAACUUGACAGUUGAGCUUUACUCUGCUUCUGUCGGACAGCAGGGGGUUAAAAUGAAGUCGGACACGGAGGACUUGAUGCCCAGGCUGCUGCCUCUGGACCGUGACGGCGGCGCGGCGGAGAUGGACCUCAGCGUGACGCCCCGGAACCCGCAGGAAUACCUCCGACAAGUGCAGCUGGAGGCGUCCCUGUGCCCAGAGGUGGUGGUUGCUCAGAUUGACCCAAAGAAGCUUAAGAAGAAGCAGACGGUGAAUGCAUCGGUGGCGGGGUGUCCCGUGGCUCCUCUGGGUUGUUCUCCAAGCCUAAGCUGGCAGCAGCAUCAAGUCAGCAACUUCUCUGAAGUCAGACAGAGUAUCACAAAGAACAGGAAACACUGGAGCAGCCAGAAUCUGGAUGACAAUGUGCAGAUGCCAAAGCUCACAGAUGAGGAGGGCUGGAAGAAAUUUUGUUUAGGAGAAAAGGUCUACCUGGGCUCCUCAUCCUGCCAAACAGAUCCCGACGCCGAACCAGCGUUAGACUACAACAAGGUGGGCUUCCCUCCCUUUCUCAGCAUCGUCAGCAGACUGAACCAGUCAACGGUUCUAAUGGUACUGGACAUCCUCAUCAGCUGGUUUGAAGAGCAGGAGUUUGCUCCACAGUUGGGUCGCUGGCUGUAUGCUCUGCUGGCCUGCCUGGAGAAGCCUCUGCUGCCUGAAGCCCACUCCUCCAUCCGACAGCUCGCCAGGAGAUGCGCCCACGUCCGCAGCACGCUGGAAAGUGAUGAGGAUGAGAGACUUCCUGCUCUGAACUUACUCAUCUGCUUGGUUGCAAGAUACUUUGAGCAGAAUGAUCUGGCAGACCAGCCAGAGGGAAGCUGAUCUCUCCACAACACGCUCAAGAUCGUGGCGAUUUCCAUCUGGCUGUUCACAACAGACUGGAAAAUAACUCAUGGUGUUUCUGCUCACAUGUUGUGAUGCCACCAUAUUUGUGAACGAGCAUGGUUACUUCAGCUGAUUUUGAUGAUUGUUUUAGUGUACGGUCAUUGAACUCGAAGGUUUUGUUUUGUUUUUUCCUAAUAAAGUGAUUUCU